CAUCAAUUUUACAUUAUUCCUUUCGUUAUUUACACUUGUUACUCAUAUUACAAGAUUUUAGUUUUUCAUAUUUUGCAAAUCGCAGAUAAGGCUAGCUGGUUCAACUAUGAGUGGUUUUGUCACGAGUGUCCUUGAUCAGGCGUUUACCCAUCUGUGUAGCUGCUUUGGCGUUGAAGUCAAUUAUGUUUGGAACCUUGAGAAGAAUCUGGCGGCUCUAGAGGACACCAUGAAGGUACUCAGCGCAAGGCGAGCUGAUGUGUUGACAACGGUGCAGAGGCAAGAAAGCGAGGGUCUUCAAAGGCUUAACGAAGUUGAGGUGCAACAAGAAGUUUCACCAACUCCCCAUAAUCUCCUAUAAAUAACCACACAAGGAGAAGAAGAAAUCCAUCCCAAAAACAAAGAGAAAACAAGAGAAGAACAGAGUGAGCAAGUGAGAGAAAA
This is a messenger RNA of Brassica oleracea var. oleracea, 441 nucleotides long. Its product is annotated as probable disease resistance protein At1g63360. The transcript has 2 exons. The record is from RefSeq and is a predicted model, not a curated record. Lineage: Eukaryota; Viridiplantae; Streptophyta; Magnoliopsida; Brassicales; Brassicaceae. Bases 107 to 358 code for a protein of 83 amino acids.